Messenger RNA from Peromyscus leucopus (white-footed mouse), 810 nucleotides. It is a transcript of the gene Gng8, whose product is annotated as G protein subunit gamma 8. The record is from RefSeq and is a predicted model, not a curated record. Gene Ontology annotation, molecular function: G-protein beta-subunit binding. Gene Ontology annotation, biological process: G protein-coupled receptor signaling pathway. Lineage: Eukaryota; Metazoa; Chordata; Mammalia; Rodentia; Cricetidae. The transcript is spliced from 3 exons. Gene Ontology annotation, cellular component: heterotrimeric G-protein complex. Bases 536 to 748 code for a protein of 70 amino acids.
CAUGAGGGACAGCGGUGGUCUAGGUGUGUCGAGACCUUUGGCGGUGUGCAUUGUGUUGAGCACUACAGCACUACUCAGUGACCUGGCAAGGUAGUGAGCAUCUCUGUGUGAGUGACUUGAGUCUGCGUACCGCUGAGAGGGUCGCUGUGAUGGGGUGAUGCUGAGGGGACUCGUUUGCGUGCGAAGGAGGGAGAGGCUGCGUGGGACGCCCAGGAGAGGCUUGUGUGCAUAAAGAUACACACCUAGAGGGUCCGUCUUUUCCUGCCAGCGUGAAAGAGGGACUCGAGAGAAAGACACGCUGGAAACAAGAGUGACUGAAAAACGAGGGGGAGAGAGAGAAAAGAAGAUACAGAGCCCGGAGAGGACCCAGAGAGACAGACCUAGGGCGCGGAGACAGGUGGUGACUAGGAGGAGGAGGAGGCGCUCCUGAGGGGCUGCACCCCAGGGGAGGGGGCGGGGCUGGGAAGGGGACCAGCCGCUGCCUCUCUCAGCCUCUGUCACCCGCCAGUCAUCCCAGUCCUGAGCUGCAACAGCCAUGUCCAACAACAUGGCCAAGAUCGCUGAGGCCCGCAAGACGGUGGAGCAGCUGAAGCUGGAAGUGAACAUCGAUCGCAUGAAGGUGUCGCAGGCGGCCGCUGAGCUCCUGGCUUUCUGUGAGACGCACGCUAAGGAUGACCCACUGGUGACUCCUGUCCCCGCCGCCGAGAACCCCUUCCGCGACAAGCGACUCUUUUGCACCCUGCUCUGAGCCCUCAAGACAGCUUUAUCCUCCCCCGCCGAAGCAUGAAUCCAAUAAACUUGGUGACUUGG